Molecule: messenger RNA, 2159 nt
Organism: Cyphomyrmex costatus
Lineage: Eukaryota; Metazoa; Arthropoda; Insecta; Hymenoptera; Formicidae
Product: coiled-coil domain-containing protein 18
Exons: 10
Coding region: 1-1644 (547 amino acids)
Biological process (GO): non-motile cilium assembly; cytoplasmic microtubule organization
Cellular component (GO): centriolar satellite
Source: RefSeq, a predicted model, not a curated record
AUGGCAGACGGCAAGUUAGAGACAAAUAAUUCCCUCAAUAAUAAAAAGAUGUCAUCAACUAAACUCGAAGAGGAUUUAACGGUAGAGAAUGAAUGUUUGCGACAAGUAUUUGAACAAAUGGAGGAGAAAUUGCGGACAAUGAUGCAAGAAAAACAGAAUACACAAAAUGCAACAGCAGCCGAAUGGAUCACAACAAAGUUAACUGAACUUAGCAAGAAAUAUAGAGACCAAACCACCGAAAUAGAAACGUCGAAAACAAAAUGCAAAAAUUUAGAAGCCACUCUAAUCAUUAAAGACAACGAGAUGGAGCGCCAAAAAACGGAGCUACAACAGAUUCUCAUAUGUGACGAGGAGCAAAUUAAAUGUUUAAAGAAUAAAUUACAACGGAUUCAAGCAAAGCUUUGUGAAUCCAGAAACACGUGCGCUGUUCUGAAGCAAGAUAUUAAUAAAGCACAAAAGUUAUUGUGCAGGGAAGUGGGUGAAAAUAUUAGCAUUAGUACGCUUUCGAGUAUACCAGGUUGGCGUGGACGAGCCGAGCAAAUUCGGAAUCUACAGCAAAAAUUGGUAGAAUUGCAAACAAAAUUAUCCGAAAACGAAAAAUCCCAAAAAGAAUUAUUCUCUGCUUCUCUAGACCGGCAAAAUUUGACAUGUCUUCGGAAUGCUGAAAAGGAAAGACGGCAACAGAUAGAAAACACUGCGAAGGAACUGAGACAAGCGGAAGUAGCGUUAGAGACUUCGAAGAGGAAACUCGAUGCUUCGAAGGCGAGAAUAAAAGUAUUAGAGCAAGAAUUGAGUAUCGCGAAGGCGAGCAUUACGACGCUAAAUGAAAAAAGGUCUCGUGACGAUCGUUUGAUUGACGCGCUUAAUGGGCGAUUGAAGAUUUCUGAAGUGAGAUAUCAAGAUCGCGAGGUAGAAGUGCGAAAUAAGGAACACAUGAUCGAACGUGAAAGCGCGAAUAUCAAGAAUGAAUUGAGAGCAACGCAGUUACACGUUGAUCGAUUACGCAGGAGAUUAGAGGAACGCGAGAUUGAGAUUGACAAAUUGAGAAAUGGCAUUCUGUCGGAUGAAUCUUUCACGUGUCGGACUUCGAUUCAUCGAAAUUUUCGGCCAAUUGAAGGGCAGCAGAUUAGUCCAGUCGUUAGCCCGCGAAGUUUAGACGAACCAAAUGAAUAUGUGACCUUGGCCCUAGCUGCUGAAGCCGAACGAGUGAGGCUGUUGGAAUUAAUAACAUUACUUAAUCAACGACUGGACAAAGAAAGAAACGAAACUGAUUCACUUGCAAAAUCGCUGCGUAAAGAAAAGAAUAAGUGUGCGAAGUUAGAGUCGAAAUUGCGAGAUUCGGAGAAAGAAAGAGUGGGCCUUACUAAAGUGGAUACGAGAUAUAAAGCAAAAUCUUGCAUAAAAUCGAUGUUGACUUUACGAGCGGAAGAAGGAAUCACCCAUCCUGAAGAAGUUCGUUAUAAAAUCGAAUUACUAGAAGAGGAGUGCCUCACACUGAAGGCCAGAUUAGAUACCGUGCAACAGGAUAAAGCAUCGGAUCUCAUCAUGUACAAGCGAAUGCUCGAUCAAGCUAGAAAGACUUUUAAAGACGCGUGCAGAAACAAACUAGUUACUAAUGGAAGUCGUUCCACAAUAACUAUUUAAAACGAAACCGAGAAGAGGUACUGUAUGAAGAAACGAGGAAGUAUUUCCGAUUCAAUCUGAGGCAACAGGUCUGAGGAAAUUUGACAGUUUGUAAGAGAAAAAACUCUGAUGUGUGUUAAAGAUAAAAUAGAAUAUUCUUAUACGAGGCAAACGAGACAGUCGUUCGCGAUCGGAAUAGAUGUAGCAGCAACAAAGCCACACGGUAUGGUGAUGUAACUGGGACACGAGAUAAGGUGCAACGCCUCCACGUAAACCCGCGUGACAUCGUCAGAGUAAAACUCACAGUUUCGUCUUCACCUCGUUCCUCCACCGUUCCCUUAACGUCGCUCCGGUGUUUGCCUCGACCGACUCGUUUACUUCUACCAUUGAUAUCGCACACGGCGGCACCGCGGCCGUAAAUUCAUUCCGCUUCUCGUUAUCCAAGAGCAGAGCGAGACUCUCAACCUUGUAUUACCGAGUGUAGUCUGAAGUUUGAAAGAUAUACGUUUCAAGGAGCGCCUAACUAAGAUUUAUAA